GCUGUGAUUGGCUGAUGAAACGUCGUUUCAGGAACUAGUGCAUGGAAUUAAACUUCUGCCGUCUGCCGACUGAAAAUCCGCACGACCAAUCUGCUGUUUAGAUUUUUCUCUGAAAGUGCUGUGAUGGCUGGAAGAAGAGUUGUUGUCUUUCCCUCCUCGGCAGAGCUGGGUCCAGUGUUGGCCCACCUGGUGACCUCACGGGCCGAGAAGGCCAUCGCCUCUCACGGCAGGUUCGCCCUGGGUCUCUCUGGAGGAAGCCUUGUGUCAAUGCUCAGCAAAGAGCUGCUAGCUCUGCCCCAGCUGGACUGCAGCAAGUGGGUCGUUGGCUUCUGCGAUGAGAGGCUGGUUUCUUUCACUGAUCCAGAAAGCACAUAUGGGCUUUACAAGAGUCAGCUGUUUUCCAAGAUAAACAUCCCGAAUAGUGGAAUCUUAACCAUCGACCCCUCUCUGCCGGUGACUGAGUGUGCAGAAGAUUACACCCGUAAACUGAAAGAGGCCUUCCCAGGAGAAGACAUUCCUGUAUUUGACCUUCUACUGCUGGGUAUGGGACCUGAUGGACACACAUGCUCUCUAUUCCCAGAUCAUCCGCUGCUGGAGGAAACAAAGAUGAUUGUGGCUCCUAUCAGUGAUUCUCCCAAACCGCCACCACAGCGCGUCACAAUGACUUUCCCAGUGGUGAACUCUGCACGCUGCGUGGCCUUCGUCUCAACAGGUGGAAGCAAAGCUACUGUUUUAAAGGACGUUCUGGAGGGUGGAAAAGCUUCACCGUAUCCAGCAGCUCGUGUUGUCCCAACCAGCGGUGAACUGUUUUGGCUCAUUGAUGACCCUGCAGCCGCUGCCUUGACUGUUCAGGUUGAAAGGCCAGGUGCAGGAGCCAAACUGUAAAGCUCGCAGUCUGAUGAUGAACCAGGACAUCGACACUGCUUACAAGCAAAUACAGCUUGUUACAUUACUGUAUUGAUGAAAUUCUGAUUUAGGAUACAUAGAUUAUCAAUCAUAAAAGGCAUAAAUUUGUAACUUAGCACAUUCUGGAUAUUUGCAUUUGUGUUUCUUACUGUAUAAAUGUCAUGUGGAUUGGGAAA
This is a messenger RNA of Fundulus heteroclitus (mummichog), 1082 nucleotides long. It is a transcript of the gene pgls, whose product is annotated as 6-phosphogluconolactonase. NCBI's taxonomy places the organism in Eukaryota, Metazoa, Chordata, Actinopteri, Cyprinodontiformes, Fundulidae. The transcript is spliced from 6 exons. Gene Ontology annotation, biological process: pentose-phosphate shunt; carbohydrate metabolic process. Bases 124 to 885 code for a protein of 253 amino acids. The record is from RefSeq and is a predicted model, not a curated record. Gene Ontology annotation, molecular function: 6-phosphogluconolactonase activity.